Molecule: messenger RNA, 2989 nt
Organism: Cuscuta europaea
Lineage: Eukaryota; Viridiplantae; Streptophyta; Magnoliopsida; Solanales; Convolvulaceae
Source: the annotation of a GenBank genome assembly
AGCCAUAUAUAGCCAUCUCGAUCUUCUUCUUCUUCUUCUUCUUCUUCUCCUCUCAGACUAUCGCCAUAAGUUCAUCAAGUUGAACAAUAUUUCAGCAGCGAGGAGCACACCGGAAAUUAGUCUUCCUUUGACGGUUUGACCCAUCAUGUCUACUGAAGGCACGCCUAUUCUGAUGAAUCCACCCAAUUCAAGUAGUGCAGUUGAUGAAAGUGAAGGCAUUACUAAUGAACACAGAGAACAAACUGGAGCUUUUGAAACAGAAGGAACAACUUCACAUGGAAAUGAAACACUGCAAACUCAAGAGGAAGAACAACAAGAGAGUUUUCAUAAAAAUAAGAGGAAAAAGACUUCUCAUGUAUGGUCUGAUUUUGAAGUGGUUAUGCUAAAUGGAAUAAAAAAGGCACGAUGUACCCAUUGCUCAAGCCAUUUUACAUACUCUAAGUCGGGUCUCACGACGACUUACAAAAGACAUAAAGAUAGGUGCGUUCAGAGUAAACUCUCACUAAGGGUGAUUGAGAAACAAAAAAGGUUAAAUCUUUUACCAAGUGAUGAAGCUUUUCCAUCACUCCCUCCUUUACAUCCUGGGAAAUUUGAUAUGGAACAAAUGAGGGAGUCUGCUGCACAAUGAUUGAUGAAGAAUGAACAUCCAUUUACCAUUUUAGAAGAAGAUGGAUUUAAUCUCACGAUGAAAAGAGGAAUGCCCGAGUGGAAAAAAAUCAGCAGGACCACUGCCAGAGCAGAUUGCUUUCAGAUUUAUGAGUUUGAAAAGAAAAAACUGAAACAAUCUCUUGAAACUGUUAGUAAAAUAAGUUUGACAACGGACUGUUGGAAAUCUAAGACUCAAAAAAUUGAAUACAUGGUUGUCACUGGCCAUUGGAUCGACUCUUCCUGGAGAUUGCAAAAGAGGGUUUUAAGUUUCAUAAACAUUCCACCACCAAGGGGAGGACUUCAAAUUUCUGAUGCUAUAUUCAAGUGCAUGAAAGAAUGGGACAUCGAAAACAAUUUUUUUACAGUAACAGUAGAUAAUGCUACAAGCAAUGAUUCAGCUAUUCGCUAUAUGAAGGAUACUAUUAAGAGGUCGAGGAAGUUGGUGUGUGAAGGGAUGUUAUUCCAUGUUCGUUAUUGUGCACACAUUCUUAACCUAUGUGUUCAAGACGGGUUAGAUGAGAUAGGAUACGUCAUUAGUGAUGUCAAAGAUAGUGUGUAAUAUGUUAAUCGUUCAGAAGCACGACGAAUACAAUUUGCAGAUUGUGUGAAUCAAUUACAACUGAAAGAUAGGAAGUUGAUCUAUGAUAGUAAGACUAGAUGGAACUCAACCUUUGAAAUGUUAAGUUGUGCACUCAGGUUAAGAGAAGCUUUUAAGAUGUUACGUGAUCGUGACCCAAGGUAUGAUAGUUGUCCUUUGGAUGAGGAUUGGGAUAAGGUGCAAAAGGUUUGUUCAAUUUUAGAAUCUUUUUGGACAGCAACACACAUCAUUUCAGGUAGUGCAUAUCCUACCUCAAAUUUGUUCCUUCAGGAAGUCCAAAAAGUAAAAUCAUCGCUAGAUAAGAAUGCAAAUCAUAAAGAAUCUUUUAUCAAGGAUUUAAUUUGUAGAAUGAAAUUGAAGUUUGAUAAAUAUUGGAGUGAGUGCAAUCUUUUGAUGGCUAUAGCUGCUGUGUUGGAUCCAACCAAGAAACAGCUUGCUAUUGAGUUUUGUUUUCCUAAACUUUAUUCGAAGGAGGAAGCUGUCCAAAACAUUUCAAAAGUAAAAGAGACCCUUACCACACUUUAUGAAGAGUACGCUGCAGAGUCAUUCAACAGAGAAGUGAUUCAUGUAUCACAUUCUGAAAGUUGUGAUUCUUUGAAUAGUUUGGGGUCCAAAUUGGGACUCAAGUAAACAACAAAAGCUCUACUCAAAUCUGGGAUGAAGACUUUGAAUCUUUUUGUGCAGAAGUUGAGACAGUUGAGCCUCAAAGAUCAGAAUUAAACGAUUAUCUAGAAAAGAGUCGCUUAAAGAAGACUGGAAUUUGAGACUACUUUUCUUGUUUGCAUUGGUGGAGGAUGAAUAGGUUACAAUAUCCAACCUUAUCACGACUUGCAGCAGAUAUUUUAGCCAUUCCAAUAACAAGUGUGGCUUCCGAAGAAACUUUUAGCGCGGGUACAAGGGUAAUUGAUCCAUAUCGUGCAUCAUUGUUACCGAAAACUGUGCAAGUUUUGCUAUGUGGAGGAGAUUGGUUCUGACGUAUGCACAAAGUCUCAAAAAAGAAAGCAAGACAUUUUUCAAACUACAUUUCUAGGUAAAGAAUAAAUAAACUUUUUGACUAGUUGUUUCCUAAUGAGUUUGUUUCUUAUUUUUCAGAAAGAGAAAUCAUACCAAGAAAUCUUUCUUCCACAAGUAACUUGAUCAAAGUAAGUUCAAUUUUAGAACGGUAAAGAAUGAUAUCAUUGACUUUUGCUUUUAUAUUUGCUGCUUUGGUUAAUUCAAUUUCCUGAAAUUGUCCAUAAUUUUUUUUCUUCUAUAUUUAUUUAAAUAUGGAUUGUUUGAAUUUGUUGAUGUUUAAUGUGUUGUAGCAAUGCUUUCUAAUCACGUAACUAGGUAUGUUACUUUUGACAUUAUAGUUUGAAACAUUUAACUAACAGUGUAUUUAAAUUGUAUUUCCAAUUUGUUUUAUACUAAUGUUGUGUUGUGAAUUUGUGAUCAUAAUUGGACAGGUUUAUCUUUGAGCCAUGGGAGAAGAACCAUUAGAAGCAGUCAAGCACAACUAGUUGGAGACUUGGAGUUGGGAUUAAAUUUUGUUUAUUUUUUGUUCCCAUAACUCUAGUUUGUUUUUAAUCUUCAUGUUUUGACCACUUUUGAUUUACAUUAGAAGCACAAAUGGUUGGACAUUUUGAGUUGGGAUUAAAUUUUGUAUAUUUUUUGUUCCCAUAACUCUAGUUUCAUUUUAAUCUUUAGGAUUUAACCACUUCAUUUAUUUUGGAUAACAUUUACUCUACUUUAAUUUGUUUGGCA